AUGCUUUGGCCGACCAUGUCUGGUGCCGGGCUUCCCGUGUCAUACACAAUGGCUGUUCCUGGGCCGGUCCAAGACGUCGCGGUUUUUUCGGAUUUGCCAUGGUCUGUAUUCCAACAUACCGGACUUCCUCAGUCCAGGCGAUGGUUGGGCCUUUCGCCGAACGGUAUAGGCGUUCAAACAGACGGUGUUUCCGUAUUAGUUAAGCACUAUCGCUCAUCACGCUACGGUUUGAUUAUGGACCAACACCGGGAUUGCCAUUUCCCCAGUCAAUUUCCUCGACACCGCAUCUUGUGGACGUCAGCCAACGCAACGAUACCAAAUGACCUCUUUCAGAAUGGUAAAUCCGGAGGUCUGGGCGCGGUUUUUACAAAAUCAGAUGGCGGCAUUCAUCGAGACGGCUCGCGCCGCGUCCCUCCCAGGGCAUAUAUUCACUUACGUUGCAGUCGUCGAGUUCCAACGUCGCGGGCCGCCAUUCGUCACAGUGCUCACUCACAAUUUCCCGACCGUCAACGUGUGACUCAAUUCUUGCGAUAA
Molecule: messenger RNA, 534 nt
Organism: Melampsora larici-populina 98AG31
Lineage: Eukaryota; Fungi; Basidiomycota; Pucciniomycetes; Pucciniales; Melampsoraceae
Exons: 2
Coding region: 1-534 (177 amino acids)
Source: RefSeq, a predicted model, not a curated record